AUGGAGCAAAUGAUGGAGUUAAAGUUGUCUGGAUGUGAAGUGAAGGCUCAACCUCACAUAGAAUCAAGAGUGAAACUUUUGAAGAAGCAAUAUGAUGCAAUUGCAGAAAUGCUGGGACCAAAUUUUAGUGGUUUUGGUUGGAACGAAAGACAGAAAUGUUUUCAUUGUUCGAAAGAUGUCUUUGAUGAUUGGGUUAAGAGUCACCCAAGUGCAAAAGGGUUGCGUAACAAGUCAUUCCCAUACUUAGAUGAAAUGGCAAUGAUAUUUGGCAAAGAUCGAGCUAAUGGCCUAAGAGCUGAAGGACCAGACGAUAUGGCCGAGAAAAUAGAUAUGGAAACAAACAAUGGGAUGUGGGAUGACUUUAGUGACUGUUAUGUGUCACACCCACCUGAAGAGGUAAAUAGGCCUCAAACAGGAGUUGAUGAGGUAGAUUCUAUGACCAUGGAUGAACUUGGUUCGUGUAUUCCAACCUAG
Messenger RNA from Benincasa hispida (wax gourd), 474 nucleotides. RefSeq lists its product as uncharacterized. The record is from RefSeq and is a predicted model, not a curated record. NCBI's taxonomy places the organism in Eukaryota, Viridiplantae, Streptophyta, Magnoliopsida, Cucurbitales, Cucurbitaceae.